CUUUGUCUCUUCCGGUUAAGGCCAUAUGAGCACAUUUCAUUUAUUGUGGAGCAUAUAUGUAUAUAUCUCGUUAGUAAUGUGGCCUAUUUUAUGACACAAACAUCAUAAUACUUUAUCUAACAGUUUUAAUUUCCAUAUAGCUCGCCCUGAACAGUCUGAGCAGCAUCAGCAAUGGAGGAGAUAGAGGAGACACCAGAGGAGCAUCUGGCCAAGCAGCACCGCAAGGAGAAGAAAGAUAUGCAAGCUCAAAUCCAGAGCAUGAAAAAUGCCAUCCCCAAAAAUGACAAGAAAAGGAGGAAACAGAUGACUGAAGAGAUUGCAAAAAUAGAGGCUGACCUGAACAAUAAACAUGAGGAGGAAUUAAGUCAACUCAAAUCUUCCACUGACACCAAGGUGGAAGAAGUGUUAAAUGGAGUGGAGACCAUGAAGAUGGAGGGUGGAAAAGAAGCAGAAGCAGAAGCAGCAGCAGCAGCAGCAGAAGAAGAAGAAGAAGAAGAAGAGGUCACACAGCCACGUCUAACAAAGGCCCAGAAGAGAAGGGACAAGAAGGCAGCGCAGGAGAAGGAGAGAGAGAGCAGGAUAGCAGAGGCCGAGGUGCUGAACCUGCAGGGUGUGAGGCACCAGGAGGGGCUGAAGCUGGCUCAGAAACUCGCCACCAAACAGCUUCAGAUCAAGGAGAUCUCCUCUGAUGGCCACUGCAUGUACCGUGCCAUCGAGGAUCAGCUGGCCCAGCGAACAAAGCCUGAGUUAACCAUGAGUAUGAAAGAACUGCGGUCUCGCACUGCUGAGUUCAUGAGGGGCCAUGCUGAUGACUUCCUGCCUUUCCUCACCAACUCCAACACGGGGGACAUGUACACAACAGAUGAGUUUGAGAAGUACUGCAGUGACGUGGAGCACACAGCAGCUUGGGGUGGACAACUGGAAUUGCGAGCUUUGACCCAAGUUCUUCUCUUGCCAAUGGAAGUGAUCCAGGCUGACUCCCCACCUAUAAAAAUUGGGGAGGAAUUUGAUAGUGAACCCGUCACCCUAAUAUAUAUGCGUCACGCCUAUGGACUAGGAGAGCACUACAACUCUGUGGAGCAGCUAAAGGAUCCCGCUAAUGCAGAGGACAGCUGAGAGACAACCCAGUCUUGGUGUGACUUAAACCAAUGUGUGUGAUUCAGAGUGUGUUCAAACCACUCACACCAAGGGACCCUAAAUACAAUCGUAUUUUGAAGGAGACCCCCCCCCCCCCUCAUUUAAGACAUUGUUAAGCUGAGGUUAACGGAGAAGCUGGUUGUUUCCAACACACAGUGGUAGGUCUUAGAAGUCAAAAGAUAUCAGCGGGGAGUGAUAUAUAUUUCUCUAGACAGUAUCACUGUGCGUAAGAAAAAAAGCAUAAAAGGGAAAUUCAUGUGAAUUAACAAUGUUUUGGGAAGCAAAGUUGUACCAAAAUAGUUAGGAGAGGAUGUAAGAUCUAUUAUUCAUUUGACUCCAAAUGUUAACAGUCAGUGAGGGGUUGAUAAACUGAACUGAAUUGUGGAACUUGUGAAUCAUAUCAAUGUUACAUAAACUCAUAAAAUACUAA
Messenger RNA from Trematomus bernacchii (emerald rockcod), 1567 nucleotides. It is a transcript of the gene otud6b, whose product is annotated as OTU deubiquitinase 6B. The transcript is spliced from 8 exons. Gene Ontology annotation, molecular function: cysteine-type deubiquitinase activity. The record is from RefSeq and is a predicted model, not a curated record. NCBI's taxonomy places the organism in Eukaryota, Metazoa, Chordata, Actinopteri, Perciformes, Nototheniidae. Gene Ontology annotation, biological process: protein deubiquitination. The coding region runs from base 172 to 1116 and encodes 314 amino acids.